UUCUAUAGACUUCUGGUAACAUUCACAUCUAUACAACAUUAAACCCUAAAUCUGUAUCUAUAAUCUAUAUCUAUCAUUCUGUAUCUAUUGAUUUCCGAUGUCCAAAAUGCUAUUCAGGAUAGGCCUAAUCUCGUUUUUACUGUUAUUCAGCUCAAUUCCAUGUCAAUCAGCUGUAUCUAGUAUUGAUGUAGGUUCAGAAUGGAUAAAAGUAGCCGUAGUUAAUCUAAAACCAGGCCAGGCACCGAUCUCAAUCGCAAUUAACGAAAUGUCGAAGCGGAAAUCGCCGGCGUUAGUCGCGUUUCACUCCGGUGAUCGGCUCAUCGGCGAAGAAGCUGCGGGACUCGCUGCGAGGUAUCCUGAUAAGGUUUAUUCUCAAAUCCGUGAUUUAAUUGGAAAACCGUUUGAUUAUGUUAAGAAGUUUCUAGAUUCGUUGUAUCUACCGUUUAAUGUUGUUGAAGACGAGUCUAGAGGUGGUGUAGGUAUUAAGAUAGAUGACGGUGAGACGGUUUAUUCGGUUGAAGAGUUGGUUGGGAUGAUUUUAGGUUAUGGAUUGAAGUUAGCUGAGUUUCAUAGUAAGGUUGUGGUGAAGGAUGCUGUGAUUACGGUUCCGCCGUAUUUUGGACAGGCGGAACGGAAAGGUUUGCUUCAGGCGGCGCAGUUGGCUGGUUUGAAUGCCUUGUCCCUUGUGAAUGAACAUUCUGGUGCUGCUCUUCAGUAUGGGAUUGAUAAGGAUUUUGCUAAUGAGUCUCGACAUGUUAUUUUUUAUGAUAUGGGAUCUAGUAGUACUUAUGCUGCUCUUGUUUACUUUUCGGCGUAUAAUACUAAGGAGUAUGGAAAGACUGUCUCAGCUAAUCAGUUUCAGGUAAAAGAUGUUAGAUGGGAUCCAGAGCUUGGUGGUCAAAAUAUGGAAUUAAGAUUGGUGGAAUACUUUGCAGAUGAAUUCAACAAACAGGUUGGAAAUGGUGUUGAUGUCAGGCAGCAUCCAAAGGCGAUGGCCAAAUUGAAGAAGCAGGUUAAGCGUACAAAGGAAAUUCUCAGUGCAAAUACCGCAGCACCAAUUUCUGUUGAAUCACUUCUUGAUGACCGUGACUUUAGGAGCACAAUAACUCGCCAGAAGUUUGAAGAGAUGUGCGAAGAUUUGUGGGAAAGAUCUGUAAUCCCUGUGAAAGAGUUGCUCAAGCACUCGGGUUUGAGGGUGGAUGACAUAUAUGCCCUCGAGUUAAUUGGAGGUGGCACUCGAGUUCCAAAGUUGCAGGCUAAGCUUCAAGAAUUUCUUGGUAGGAGUGAUGUUGACAAACAUCUUGAUGCUGAUGAAGCUACAGUUCUAGGUGCUUCAUUACAUGCUGCAAAUUUGAGUGAUGGAAUCAAAUUGAAUCGUAAACUUGGUAUGGUUGAUGGUUCCAUGUAUGGGUUUAUGAUGGAUCUAGAUGGCCCCGAACUUGUAAAAGAUGAGACCACAACACAAUUACUUGUUCCACGGUUGAAAAAGCUACCAAUCAAGAUGUACCGGUCGAUCACUCACAACAAAGAUUUUGAUGUUUCACUUUCUUAUGAGAAUGAAGAUCUCUUGCCCCCCGGUGUUACUACACGUACGUUUGCGAAAUAUUCAGUCUCUGGUCUUGCUGAAGCUAGCGAAAAGUACAUUUCACGCAACCUUUCAUCCCCUGUAAAAGCAAAUAUUCAUUUCUCUCUUAGUAGAAGCGGCAUACUCUCUUUGGAUAGAGCAGAUGCUGUUAUCGAAAUUUCUGAAUGGGUAGAGGUCCCAAAAAAGAAUCAGACUUUAGAGAAUGCUUCCGCCCCUCUUAACCUAACGGUUGAAGCUAAUUCCGCAAAUGCAGCAGAAGCUAGUGAUGUUCCUAAUCCAGAUGAUCAGGCUACCAACUCAGAUAACUCCUCGACAAAUGACCCAAUCACAGCAGCUCCUGUUACAGAAAAGAAACUUAAGAAAAGGACUUUCAGAAUUCCUUUAAAGAUUUCUGAAAAGAGAGUGGGGUCAGUGGCACCUCUGUCAGAAGAUUCUCUUUAUGAUGCGAAACUCAGAUUGGAGGCACUAGAUGCAAAGGAUGCAGAAAGGAGGAGGACUGCAGAGUUGAAAAAUGAUCUCGAGGGCUACAUAUAUGCUACCAGAGAAAAGCUUGAUUAUUUGGAGGAACUGCAAACAAUUUCCUCAAGUGAACAACGGCAGGCGUUCGUCGAAAAGCUUGACGAGGUACAAGACUGGUUGUACACUGACGGCGAAGAUGCUUCAGCUACUCAAUUUCAAGAACGCUUGGAUCAGUUAAAAGCUAUUGGUGACCCAAUUUUUUUCAGAUACAAGGAGCUCACAGCAAGGCCAGAAGCAAUUGAAAGUGCUAGACGGUAUUUCACUGAGCUGCAAGAGAUCGUGAGUGGGUGGGAGUCGAAAAAACCAUGGAUUUUGAAGGAGAAAGUUGAUAAGGUUCUACGUGAGGCAGAAGAUUUCAAAAAGUGGCUAAACGAUAAGGAGGCCGAGCAAAAAAAGACAUCUGCAUCCAGCACACCGGCUUUUACUUCUCAAGAAGUUUCUAACAAGCUACUCGUUCUUCAAGACAAGGUUGCAAGUUUAAACAGAAUUCCUAAGCCAAAACCAAAAGUUGAAAAGCCACCUGUAAAGAAUGAGACCGAGGGUCAGACAGAGGAGCCAAAAGGUUCCAGUUCAUCUAAAGAUGACAAUACCGACUCCAAACAAGAAGAGACAGAUGAGGAAUCAAUCAAACAUGAUGAGCUGUGAUUUAACUAACAUAACAUACGGAAUGAGUGGUAAGGUUCAUCUUUAUAGAAAAAGUCCAUAGCAAGCGAGGUUAGGGGAGAGGGUAGUUAAUUUAAUAUUAUAUGAUAUAUUAUUGGGUCAGACCGUUUUUGAGUAUCUAUUAUUUGGGUCUAUUUUUAUCCCAUCGCCAAGUAUCAGUUUUGUGUACCCUUAAGCUCUUUCUGAUGUAUAAUACUUGUAUACAUUGAUGCAUUUGAAAUUGUUUUACGGGCAUAUGGUACAAUUUGUGUAAUACUUAAAGAAGUAACGCAUGGUCUAAUGAGACUAUCCGAGUUCACGUA
Erigeron canadensis is the source of this 3069-nucleotide messenger RNA. Its product is annotated as heat shock 70 kDa protein 17. The record is from RefSeq and is a predicted model, not a curated record. The transcript is spliced from 14 exons. The coding region runs from base 98 to 2749 and encodes 883 amino acids. NCBI's taxonomy places the organism in Eukaryota, Viridiplantae, Streptophyta, Magnoliopsida, Asterales, Asteraceae. Gene Ontology annotation, cellular component: endoplasmic reticulum chaperone complex. Gene Ontology annotation, biological process: cellular response to hypoxia; negative regulation of hypoxia-induced intrinsic apoptotic signaling pathway; endoplasmic reticulum unfolded protein response. Gene Ontology annotation, molecular function: ATP binding; ATP-dependent protein folding chaperone.